AUGGGUGUUGUUGGAGACUUGGCAGUUGAGAUUCUGCAUAGCACAGACACCUGGGCUCCGGAUGCAGGACAGAAGCCUUUCACCAAGCGCGGCUUCGCCUACUUCUGCCUGGACAUACCCGGGACUCUGGGCGCUCCGUCGCCCUCCGCGGCUGGCUCCCCCGGCAACACCGGCCGCUCGGGGCCUGAGUUCGGAGAGCUUCAGUGGGAGAUCCGAGGAGUUGGCCUCCCUGGAGAGGGAAGCACAGGUCCUGCUGGUGAGGUCCUGGCCCUGCUAAACACGGCUCCUGUCUUUUCCCCCAGACAACCUCCAACAUACUUCCAGCCCCCACAGAAGCACCAGGAGCCACAGUUAUUGGCCAUGCACUUGUUCAACCCCAUUCCAGGCCCUGCACCGCGACGCCGUGAGAUACAGAGAGAUAAAGUGUGGGCUCUGCUGUCUCAAAGCUGCAACCUGGAGACUCCUUUUACUACAGGAGCUCAACAGCCUUUCACCCCAGCAAAGUUGGCUGCUGAGGAAAAGCAGCCGGGGUGGGCAGUGGCCAUCCUCAUUCCAGGAAUGAUGGAUACAUCAUCCCCCCCCUGGCAGGGGGAGAAGGUGGCAUCAUUGGCUCUAUCCAACAACCAACUGGAUUCUGUCAUCAGCCUAGAGAUGGAUGGGUCUUUUUCUCAGGUUAAUCUGAAGCGACCAUGUCCUUUCUGGGCAGAAGAUGGCCAUUGUUCAAUAAAAGACUGUCAUGUGGAACCCUGCCCAGAGAGUAAAAUUCCAUUUGGAAUUAAAGCCGGGCCUUCUAAUAAGUACUUGAAAGUGGCAAACAAUACCAAAGAAUUACAAGAUUGUGAGCAAGCUAAUAAACUGGGAGCAAUUAACAACACAUUAAGUAAUCAAAGCAAAGAAGCUUUCAUUGACUGGGCAAGAUAUGAUGAUUCACAGGAUCACUUUUGUGAACUUGAUGAUGAGAGAUCUCCUGCUGCUCAGUAUGUAGAUCUGUUGCUGAACCCAGAGCGUUACACCGGCUAUAAGGGGUCCUCUGCGUGGAGAGUGUGGAACAGCAUCUAUGAAGAGAACUGUUUCAAGCCUAGGUCUGUUUAUCGUCCUUUAAAUCCUCUGGCCCCAAGUCGAGGUGAAGAUGAUGGAGAAUCAUUCUAUACAUGGCUAGAAGGUUUGUGUCUGGAGAAGAGAGUCUUCUAUAAACUUAUAUCAGGACUUCAUGCCAGUAUCAAUUUACAUCUAUGUGCGAAUUAUCUUUUGGAAGAAACCUGGGGUAAACCUAGCUGGGGACAUAAUAUCAAAGAAUUUAAGCGCCGCUUUGACCCUGUGGAAACAAAGGGAGAAGGUCCAAGAAGGCUGAAAAAUCUGUACUUUUUAUACUUGAUUGAGCUUCGAGCUUUGUCAAAGGUGGCCCCCUAUUUUGAGCGUUCAAUUGUUGAUCUUUACACUGGAAAUGUAGAAGAUGAUGCCGACACCAAAAGCCUUCUACUGAGUAUAUUUCAAGAUACCAAGUCAUUUCCCAUGCAUUUCGAUGAGAAAUCCAUGUUUGCAGGCAACAAAAAGGGGGCCAAGUCAUUAAAGGAAGAAUUCCGGUUACAUUUCAAGAAUAUUUCCCGUAUUAUGGACUGUGUUGGAUGUGACAAAUGCAGAUUAUGGGGAAAAUUACAGACUCAGGGUUUAGGAACUGCCUUGAAGAUACUAUUCUCUGAAAAAGAAAUUCAAAAGCUUCCAGAGAACAGUCCAUCCAAAGGCUUCCAGCUCACUCGGCAGGAAAUAGUUGCUCUUCUAAAUGCUUUCGGAAGGCUUUCUACAAGUAUAAGAGAGUUACAGAAUUUUAAAGUUUUAUUACAACACAGUAGGUGCCAUUGUAUGUAAGAAAGGACAGCUCUUUUGGUCUUCAUCAGCAUUGCCUUCAGCUGGAAACUUGAGAAAGUUCACAGUAAACCUCCCAGCAGUUUGCAGACUGAAGUACCUACAGAAACAUAGCUAUUCACCAAAAGACACAGGUUAGGUGCACGGUAUUGUGGAAAUUCUUUUGUACAAAAUUCAACACAUAAGAUCACUUGUACUCUAUUUUAAGUAACUCCAACAGGUGCAGCUUUGAUUUUUAAAAGAAUUCCAAAUAAUUUGCUGUUGUACCCACCAGAUUCUGGAAAAUGUGGAUUAAAGUACAUGUUUCUGCAA
Messenger RNA from Marmota flaviventris (yellow-bellied marmot), 2175 nucleotides. The record is from RefSeq and is a predicted model, not a curated record. Lineage: Eukaryota; Metazoa; Chordata; Mammalia; Rodentia; Sciuridae.